Melampsora larici-populina 98AG31 is the source of this 423-nucleotide messenger RNA. RefSeq lists its product as uncharacterized. Lineage: Eukaryota; Fungi; Basidiomycota; Pucciniomycetes; Pucciniales; Melampsoraceae. Bases 1 to 423 code for a protein of 140 amino acids. The transcript is spliced from 5 exons. The record is from RefSeq and is a predicted model, not a curated record.
AUGCUCCAUCUCUUCCUAAAGAUCUCCUUUCUACUAUCUUCCUUGGGUAUUCAUGGCCUGAAUGCUGAAAAACCGAUAUAUGCGGCAGCCUGUAACGGCGGCAUGAGGUUGUACACAGGCGGGAAACAGGAUGCAGCAUGCAGAUAUGUACGGACAACUGGUGAAGAACUACAUUACAACUGCCAACACAACAGUUGCUUGUAUGAUGAUAAAGAUUGGGUUCCUUUCAAUAACUGCCGACUAGCCAACUCAGCUAACACGGGGGUUUCAUUCCAAAAGUGCAAGGAAUAUAAUUACGAGGGACAGAACAAAGGUUAUACUUGUAGCAAUCUUUCGGGUGUGAAAUAUGUUUGCCCAGAGUACAAUCCUCAAAAUACGGUUGGCGCCUUGACAUGUCUGACUUGCCGUGCGGGAAACUGGUAG